Molecule: messenger RNA, 1752 nt
Organism: Abrus precatorius (Indian licorice)
Lineage: Eukaryota; Viridiplantae; Streptophyta; Magnoliopsida; Fabales; Fabaceae
Product: lysine-specific demethylase JMJ706-like
Exons: 9
Coding region: 1-1752 (583 amino acids)
Biological process (GO): chromatin remodeling
Cellular component (GO): nucleus
Molecular function (GO): histone demethylase activity
Source: RefSeq, a predicted model, not a curated record
AUGGGUGCUCCCAAAGUUGCCAGAUGUGGAAGAAGAAGGAGAACAAUGGCUGGUAAAAGUUCAAUUAAUCAACCAGGAGCCGGCCAUAGCUCACAUAAACCAAGCAAUUUUGAUUUAGAUGAUCUAGAAUGGACCAACAGGAUUCCAGAGUGUCCAGAAUACCACCCAUCAGAGCAUGAGUUUGAGCAUCCUUUUGUUUAUCUGCAGAAGAUUGUUCAUGAGGCUUCUAAAUAUGGUAUAUGCAAAAUUAUUGCUCCAAUUGCUGCCUCCAAUCCUGCUUCUUUUGUCUUAACGAAAGAGAGAAUGGAUUUCAUGUUUGAAACAAACGUACAGCCUCUUCGACUUUCUAAAUGGAAUGAAAAGGAUAUAAUGACCUUUUCUAUGAGAGGCAGAAAAUAUACAUAUCAUGAAUUUGAGGCUGUAGCAAAGGAGGCCUUUUUCAGAAAAUUUUGCGGUUCCAGAAGUCUUCCUUCUUCAUAUGUGGAAAAGGAGUUCUGGUGUGAGAUGGCACGUGGAGAGAAGGGAACAGUUGAGUAUGGAGUCAAUAUUGAGGGUAGUGCCUUUUCAUGUGAUCCUGAUGACAGGCUUGGAACAAGCAAAUGGAAUUUGAAGAACUUCUCACGGCAGCUGCAGUCUCCAUUGCGUUUAGUUGAUGGAGAAAUUCCAGGAAUAACUGAUCCUAUGCUUUACAUUGGGAUGCUGUUUAGUAUGUUUGCAUGGCAUGUGGAAGAUCAUUAUUUGUGCAGCAUAAAUUAUCAUCACUCAGGUGCAAAUAAAACUUGGUAUGGUGUGCCAGGCUAUGCAGCCUCUCAGUUUGAAAAGACUGUUUUACAUCACGUGUAUUGCAACAAGAUCUUAACAAAACGUGGAGAAGAUGGAGCCUUCCAAUUUCUUGUACAUAAAACAACCAUGUUCCCUCCAAAUGUCUUGUUACAACAUGAUGUGGCAGUAUACAAGGCUGUGCAGAAGCCAGGAGAAUUUGUCAUCACCUUUCCUAGAGCAUAUCAUGCUGGAUUUAGUCAUGGUUUUAACUGUGGAGAAGCAGUAAACUUUGCCACUGGUGAUUGGUUUCCACUUGGGGCUGAAGCUAGUAGGCGUUACGCACAACUUAGAAUGUUGCCUUUAAUUCCAUAUGAGGAACUUCUAUGUAAGGAAGCAAUGUUGGUCUACAAGUUCUCAAAACCCAAAAGUUUCAAGAACAAACCUGAAGACAUGAAAUCUUAUCAAGCUAUUGUUCUUUCUUUCUUGCAUCUUAUGCAAUUUUAUAAGUCAUCCCUUUUGCAACUGAACAGUGCAAAAAAGUUGUUGAGUUCUUCAAAUAAAUCAGGUUCACUGACAUGCAGCCUCUGCCACAGGGAUUGUUAUGUAGCUUACUUGCAGUGCAAGUAUUGCUAUUCUCAUCCAAUUUGUCUUUUCCAUGACAUUGCAACACGGACUUGUUUAUGCGGGAGAGACUAUACUAUUUUUACAAUAAAUGACAUUUUCGCACUGGAAGAUGCUGCCAAAAGUUUUCAACAAGAAAAAGAAUACAAUAAUCGUUGGCAUGAAAACAACAGUGUAAGGGGAACAGCAAAUUCUCCAGUGGCAGCAUCUAAACGAAAAACGAGAGUAGUGGACAGCAUCAAGCACAGUGUUAAGAAUGGGACAAAAAUGAAGAAUUGGAAAAGCAAUGGCCCUCCAUCUGCGAAGGGUACCACAAGACCAGGACUCAUUUAUAACUUGAGAAAAAGCAAAUCAAAAUUGAUCGUAUGA